CGAAAUCGAGGCUGUUAAAUUUUGACUUUUCUGGAAAUAUUCACACAUUUACUCUGUUUCCUCAGACCUCCGUCCUCAUAAAGACACGAUGGAUGCACCGUCGGGAUUUCGUAAUCCUGGUUCCACUGGUGGUGGAGGGAAGCCAAGCAGAAUACGUGGAAAGAAGAUUUCACCAAAUCAGAAUCCGCAACUUUUCGAUGACACAAGUCAACAACCACCUUAUGGGGGUCAGCAGCAGCAGUAUCCACCCCCUGGUAGUCAAGCUCCACCCCAAGGAUUUGACCAGUCAGCUGGAUUUGGUAGUCCGACGCACGGAAUGAGUCAGCCGUUUGCUCCACAAAAUCUCAUGAGUGACCCCAUGGCUAAUAUGGCCGUACAGUACGGACAGAAUUUUGCGGGCCAGGGAAAGGAAUACGUCCAACAGAAUCUGGAAAAAUAUAUGUCAAAGUCAAGAUUAAAGUAUUACUUCGCUGUAGAUACAUCAUAUGUUGGGAAGAAAAUAGCAUUACUACUAUUCCCCUUUACACAUUCUGAUUGGUCCAUAAAAUACAGCCAGGAUGAACCUGUAGCGCCUAGAUAUGAAAUCAACGCCCCCGAUCUCUAUAUCCCUGUGAUGGCAUUUGUAACAUACAUACUGCUUGCUGGAUUUAUCCUAGGAACUCAAGAUAAGUUUGCCCCUGAAGAGCUAGGGAUGCAAGCCAGUUCAGCCUUAGUAUGGUUGAUCAUAGAAAUCCUAGUAAUCCUAUUCACACUCUACAUCAUGAAUGUGUCCACAGACCUCAAGUAUUUAGAUCUCUUAGCCUUCUGUGGAUAUAAAUAUGUAGGAAUGAUAUGUAGUCUUAUAGCUGGCCUUUUCUUCCACUCUGGGGGAUAUUAUCUAGUCCUCAUCUACUGUAGCUGCACUAUUGUAUUCUUUCUGAUACGUACACUAAAGGUCCAAGUCUUGCCUCAUUCUGACCCAGAUAGCCUAGCCACUGGAAACAAAAGACGGACAUAUAUCUUGCUUUUUAUAGCAGGAAUUCAACCAAUUUUCAUGUGGUGGCUUACUGGACAUUUAACCGGAUUCAAUGUAAAUGGACUGAAAAUCUGA
Messenger RNA from Owenia fusiformis, 1090 nucleotides. The record is from the annotation of a GenBank genome assembly. Lineage: Eukaryota; Metazoa; Annelida; Polychaeta; Sabellida; Oweniidae.